AUUUUCUUCUAUCAAACUGCAAACUUAAAAAAAACGACGUCGAAAAAGAAAUCCUUUUUGUCGGUUAGAAAAGAUAAGUUCUGGUUAGAUAAUGUGAAAUAUUUACGGUUGAUGUGGUUCAAUUUUUAUUUCGCUCUUUCAAUACCUCUGACGCAUUAAAAACAUCUGUGUAACGGUUUUUCUUAGUGUUCUAAAAGCGAUAUAAUUGCACGAUUCUGCAUGCAUGCUGCAAUUACCAUAAAAUAUGGAGGACGAAAAUGAAUAUAAGAAGUUACCAACAGAUGAAAAAUGUGUUCAUAAGCUAUGGAAAGCCAGAGUAGCAGGAUAUGAAGAAGCUAUUAAACUUUUUAACCAGAUUGACGAUGAAAAGUCCCCAGAGUGGAAUAAAUAUUUGGGCCUUAUAAAGAAAUUUGUUACAGACAGUAAUGCAGUUGCCCAAGAAAGAGGUUUGGAAGCGGCGCUCGUUUUCGUGGAAAACUGUGGACAUGCUGGCAAGACUACCGGUGAGGUUAUGUCCGGCAUCGUCGCUAAGUGCAUCGCCGCGCCGAAAACUAAGACAAAAGAUCUUGCCUUGCAGAUCACGCUAAUGUACAUAGAAAUUGAAAAACAUGAAGUUGUCGAAGAGGAGCUACUUAAAGGCAUGGAACAGAAGAAUCCUAAAGUGGUAGCAGCCUGCGUUUCCGCACUCAACACCGCACUGAAGCAGUUUGGAAACAAAGUGAUAGCCAUCAAGCCCAUGGUCAAGAAGAUACCCAUACUGUUGGCGGACAGAGAUAAGGGUGUGCGAGAUGAAAUGAAGGCGCUUGUGGUUGAAAUGCACAGAUGGAUUGGAGCAGCAGUGGAGCCCCACAUAGCACCACUUCAAGCGGUGGUGCAACAGGAGCUGCGAGAGGCUUUCGGUGGCUCUGGAGGGGCUGCACCCACCAGAUAUCUGCGUUCUCAACAGAACAAAGUUAGAGACACACCGCCCACUGAUGCUGCUGAUGGUGGUGCAGAUGAUGAAGAUGCGGAGACAGGAGGUGGAGACUCCCCAGACAUAGACCCUUAUGAGCUGUUGGACCCAGUGGAGAUAUUAUCCAAACUGCCCAAAGAUUUUUAUGACAAGCUAGAAAACAAGAAGUGGCAAGAACGGAAAGAAGCUUUGGAUGUGCUUGAGAAUCUAUUGAAAAAUGCACCGAAGUUGGAGCCAGGGGAUUAUGCAGAUUUAGUCAGAGCUUUAAAAAAGGUGAUAUCGAAAGAUUCCAAUGUGAUGGUAGUGGCCCUUGGGGGCAGGCUACUAGGAAUGAUAGCGAGCGGUCUUCGCAGCAAAUUCCAGCCAUACGCAGUGGCUUGUGUUCAGGCCAUACUGGAGAAGUUCAAGGAGAAGAAAACGAAUGUUGUCACUGCUCUGAGAGAUGCCAUCGAUGCUAUUUAUCCUUCUACGAAUCUUGAAGCAAUAAUGGAAGACAUGCUUGCGGCAUUCGAUAACAAGAAUCCAUCUAUCAAGGCAGAAAGCGCUAUAUUCCUGGCGCGGGCUUUAUGCCAUACGCAGCCAGCGGCUUUCAACAAGAAACUGGUCAAGGCUUAUGUUGCCGGACUUUUGAAACUGCUUGAAAGCGCAGAUCCAGUUGUAAGAGACGCAGCCGCAGAAGCCUUGGGUACUGCAACAAAGUUGGUUGGAGAAAAAAAUAUCGCACCACACAUUGGAAAAUUAGACAAUCUGAAAGAACAGAAGAUCAAAGAGUUUGCUGACAAGGCUGAGAUAAAAGUAAAAGUAUCAGCUCCAAAGAAGGAUACAAAACCAAAGUCAGCUGCAACCACCAUUGGCAAAGGGGACGGUAAACCUGCUGCCGGCUCUUCACAACCCAAACCUGUGAAAAGGAUAGCUUCUGCUGUAAAGAAACCGGCUGCCGGAAAGAAAGCACCAGCCAGGGCACAACCCAGUCCUCCCCGGGAACAAGAAUUAUCACAAGAGGAAGUCGAUGCCAAAGCUGAGCAGUUGUUCCCCGGGGAUGUUAUCAAUGGUCUUGGCGACGGAAAUUGGAAGAACCGUUUGUCAGCAGUCCAGUCUUUCCACUCAACAGUUCAAGGACUCACAACUGCGGAUACUUCGGCGCAAGUCCUUUAUCGUGUGCUUAACAAAAAGCCGGGCCUGAAAGAUACCAAUGUACAAGUCCUAAAGGCCAGGCUUGAGGCAUGCAAGUACAUUACAGAAAACUUCCCAGUUUCCACGACAUCAGCAGAUUUCGUUCUCCAAGACGUAGUGACAAAACUCGGUGAAACUUCCUGUUCAUCAGUCUCAUCGGAUUGCCUGACAUCCUUAGCCGAAGGUUGUGGCCUUGAGCACGUGUUAAACGAGGGUUUAACCUUCGCAAUGGACUCGCAGAAGAAUCCUAAGGUGCAGGCGGAGAUGUUAAACUGGAUGGCCACCGCAAUAAAGGAGUUUGGAUUCACAAUGAACGUCAAAACAAUAGUAGUACACACAAAGAAAGCCUUAGCCGCAACAAAUCCCAACGUACGCACAUCAACAGUUAAUUUCCUCGGAAUACUUUCACUGUAUGUCGGACCUUCCCUAUUGAACCACUUCGACAGUGAGAAGCCAGCGACAAAACAAUUGAUCAGCUUGGAAAUGGAUAAAUAUGCUAAUAGUACGCCGCCAACGCCUACGAGACAGUUGGGAACAGUCAGUAAGUCUGCAAGUAAAGGUUCGAUGGGCGAUGAGAUUGAGGAACCGUAUGAAGAAGCGAUUGACGAUGAGCCGCCCGUGGUCGACGACAAUCGGCCCCGGACUGACAUUGCACCGCUCAUUACUGAUACAUUGGUUGCUGAAUUCAACGAUAAGAACUGGAAGGUCCGUAACGAAGCAUUGGACAAAGUCAAGGCCAUAAUCCAAAGCUCAGCACCAAUAAAAGCCUCAUUAGGAGAACUUCCCGCAGCGUUGUCUGCCCGUUUGUUCGAUUCCAACUCUAAGCUAGCUCAGAGUGCCAUACAAAUUUGUGAGCUACUCGCAGCUGCUUUGGGAACGAAGUGUAAACAGCACGUGAGGACUUUCUUCCCGCCGUUUUUCCAAGCGUUCGGCGAUAGUAAACAAUGGAUUCGGGCAGCAGCGGUUUCAUGUGUUGAGGCUUGGUGCAAGGAAGUCGGUCCACAAGCCGCCUUCGAAGGGGAGAUGGUAUACGACGCACUCAAAGCCGGCUCGCCCGUACUACGAGCAUCUCUGCUGCAGUGGAUAGCUGAGAAACUACCUUUAAUACCACUCAAAGCCUUCCCACGGGAAGAGUUAACAGUAUGCGUGCCGAUACUCUUCGCCUGCAUUGAAGAUAGGGCGGCAGAUGUACGUAAAGCGUCCGCUGACUGCGUACUACCUUUCAUGCUUCACCUCGGGUAUGAUUCCAUGCACAAACAGAUGGACAAACUAAAGCCUGGCUCUAAGUCUGUAGUUCAAGCUGCGUUAGACAAAGCACGACCUAAUCUACCGGUACAACCCUUGCCAUCGAAAGGCAAGAAGGACGAGCCUAAAGGUGUCAAGUCUGCCGGCGCGCUCAAAAAGGAAGCCGAAAAGAAGGGCGUGCCAGCUGCCAAAGCUAAGGUGGUAAAACCAACAUCCGCAACAAGUCGCGGCAAGAAAGAGGACGAAGAUUGUACGCCAUUACUGCCAAACAACAACGCAAAGAACCAACGCAUAGUCGACGAUCAGAAAUUGAAAGUUCUCAAAUGGAACUUUACCACUCCUCGUGAAGAAUUUUUCGAACUGCUCAAAGAACAGAUGUACAGCGCGGGUCUUAACAAGCAACUAGUGGCCAACAUGUUCCAUAAUGACUUUAGGUACCACUUGAAAGCCAUAGAAGCACUAUCCGAAGAUCUCCACGAGAAUGGCACAGCUCUAAUGGCAAACCUUGACCUGGUCCUUAAAUGGCUAACACUGAGGUUCUUUGAUACAAACCCAUCGGUUAUCCUCAAGGGCUUGGAGUACCUAACAAUAGUGUUCCAGUACCUGAUCGACAGUGACUACACCAUGGCAGAGUAUGAAGCGAACUGUUUCAUACCUUAUUUGGUUUUGAAGGUGGGAGACCCCAAAGAUACUGUCAGGAAUGGUGUGAAAGCUCUAUUCAAACAAAUAUGUGUAGUUUAUUCCGUCACCAAGCUGUUUGGAUAUCUGAUGGAAGGAUUAAAAUCUAAAAAUGCAAGACAAAGAGCUGAGUGUCUCGAAUGCAUCAACCAUCUGCUCGAGACGUACGGUUCUGCGGUUAUAACUGGCGGUGUGGGCGCAUCGUUGCGAGAGCUCGCACGCCACAUCGGCGAUCGGGACAACGCAGUACGUUCCGCAGCGCUCAACUGCGUCGCGAGCGCCUACUUCCUUGAUGGAGAGAAGGUGUACAAGAUGAUCGGUCAGAUAUCUGACAAAGAUCUCUCACUACUGGAAGAGCGGAUCAAACGUGCUGGGAAAAGUCGCAGUGCCGAUGAUCGCCGGUCUAUGUUAGUGCCGCUUUCGGCGUCAGGACGACCCAUUCUACAAGCACCUGAGGAAGACGACGAUCACGUUAUGAAUGUAGAACAGGCGCCACCGGAUGAAUAUGAAGAGGACGAAGUGGAAGAACGGCCCCCUUCGCCGGUUCAACCCAGGGUAAUGCAAGAGCCGAAAGUGAUAUCCGGUCCCUUCGGCCUGGACCCCGAGCUGAUCGCGAAGUUGGACGCAGAUGUGCCAGUUCGUCGCGCUCUCGACAUGCCGGAGCACGAUCUCAAGUUCCUGGACGAGCCGGUGCCAGCGACCACUGUGAGGACUGUCGCUACUCCCGCGAGAUCCACUAGUAUGGUAACAAUGUCGCCUCCCCGUCUCGGGGCGCCACCUCCUAUGCCAUCAUCUGCCCACAAGCCAACAGUUGACGAUGCACAACUUGCCGACACUAUACACUCAAUCUCAAGUCCCGACCUUAACGCCGCCAUCCGUGCAUUAUCUCUCAUCUCUGGAGCCCUGGUAUCUGGUCGGGGCGCUGCCUUGGCAGCUCACGAAGCCCGCCUGGUCUCUGCAGUAGCGGCACAGCUAAGACGUCUACGCACCGCUCCGCCCGGUGCGAAUACUGCGCAGCAGACUUUACCUGCUUAUAAGUACCUAGGUGGAGCGUUGACCACGUUCUACGACACAGCGGGUUGUGGGCGGCAAGUCGGGGAAAGCGCACUACGCUCGUUGUUGGGGGAACUGCUCCUAGUGCUGGGGGCGACGCCCGGCGCCAGCGGGGCACCUCCCGGCGAUGCGGAGCGCCUCGUGCGGUUGCUGAACAACGUGUGCGUCCGCGUGCUCGAACAUUCGCCGCGCACCGCAGUACUAUGCGCAAUAGUCUCACUUCUCCAUGAUUCAAUAGUGGAAUCAGAUCCUGCCUACCCGCGCUAUCAGGACCUCCUUCUAAAAUGCUUCUGGAAGACCCUAAAGAUGAUUUCAACAUGGGAAGUGAAUUCGAUAGACUAUGAUGCAGUUCUCUAUAAGAUACACCUGUUUUAUAAGGCCUACCCGAAUAGUUACUGGAAGAAGAAUCCGGAAAUUAGUGAUACCCCAUACAGAACAGUCAAAACUCUAGUCCACACGCUAGUCAAAAUGAAAGGCGCAUCCAUUAUGAAUCAUUUGACACAAAUACCGGAUGUCAAUGAAUCUGAUCUCUAUCCGUAUUUACAUAAAGUUCUAAAGCAACUAAAAUUGGAUGAAAGGAAAGACACUCCAUCGGACGCAAUCAACGGUGGUCUGCCCAGUGCAGUGAGCACAGUCAAUACUGCUCUGAAUGCGGGUAGAUUACCUAGAGGAGUUCACGAAGAGCUGGCUCUAAUACUGAAGAGAAUUGGUUCCAAGGAACACAAUAGAGAAGCUUUGUCACAGUUGUACGACUUGCGGGAGCGUCACCCAGAAGUGGAUAUAUGGACAUUCAUGCAGGGCUCCUCGUUCUACUUCCGGAAUUACGUAGAACGGGGACUGAGGGAGGUGGCCGAACAACGCAAGUUAGCGUCCGUGCCUAUGUACAAGAGCGAUUACAAAACGGAAAAUAUAGAUAUAAGCAACGAAAAUGAUGAAAAGUCGCACGUUAUUUUUCUGGAAAGGCUAAGAGCCCUGCAAGCUAAAGCGGGAAUCAAAACGGAGUCAAACCCAUCGUCUCAACCUCGAACACCAGUCGGCGACAAUCGAGCGCUAACAGACUCCAUCAAUGAGAACACCCUCCCGCGAGCGCACAGUAUCGAUCCACAACUCGAGCUCCACACAUCACAAUCUGUCGCGAGGAAAGAAGCGGGCGUAGAUGCGUUACGUCUCAAGUUACAGCAAAUCAAGAGCUCCUCGAAGAGAUAAGGGUAUCGCAUUCACUUGUUCGGAAAGCAGCUCCGCUCUCAUUUACUCAUCUUGACAUGCGGGACAAACGAUUGUCGUCCUUAGUACUAACAUAUUAGUGUAUUGUUCCGCACGUACAUUAAAAACCCUUGUGAUAUAACCUUAUAGAAACGUCCCUGAGGAUAGGCGCGUAUUUUCGAAUAAAUAAUUGACUUAUUGUUAGAAAUCGAUAACGAUUCGAGAAUUAAGCAAUGCAUUUGUCAAUAAUUCUCAUAAAUGGAUGAUAGUUCGAUGAAUUCGAUUUUUGGUAACUCAGUGACAUUUUCUUUGACGCGCGUCUUGGUUGUUUAUCACAGGUUUCCACCAACUUACUGUAUAAGAUUUAACCUUGUUCCUUGAAUUCCAAUAAAUUUAUAUUGUAUUACGGCGGAUAAUAAAUUAUAUAGCUAAUUCCUCUGAUCAUAAAACAUUAUUCAUUUUUAAUUUUUAUUAAAAUAUUAAUUAAAUACUAGUCACGCGCUAUAUUUGAUUGACGUAUGCCUGAAUUAUUAAGAACCCGCCGUUUAUUAAUCAUGACCACGUUUGCGUGACGUGGCUCAGAUCAUAAUGUCAUGUGCACGUCUUAGAAUUUAGAAUAGAUUAUUUGAAAAUGCGCGCCGAAUCUUAAUUUAAUCUCAUUAUUUUCAACUCUUUUCCAAUUACAUUUUAGUUCCUAGAAUUUAUUUAAACUAACCAGUAAGUUUAGUACUAGACUAUUCGGAUUAGCCUUUGAAAAUAUCUGCGAACCUCCAUUUACCAUCUACUGCAGAUUAUUCCUGCACUAACGAUUAUUGUCCAAAUGCAAACUAAACUGGAAAUUCCUACGAGAAAAGAAUGGCACUAUUUUUUCGCCAGCCAUGAAAUGACACUAACGGCUCCGAAGACUAUGAAAAAACCGGAGCGAUUCAGCUAGCGAAAAAUUAGCGAGUUAAUAGCGCGCUUCAAAUAUUAAAGGUUUAUUGAACGCUUGAUAUUUGAUAUGCGCUUAUAUUUUAAUAAGCAGCUGGGUAUUCGAGGUUGAGCAGAUUUUUUCGCGAAAAAAAACCCCAAAUGGCACCAUGCACCGUAGCGUGUUGAGUCAAAUCGUAGUAUUUAACGUGAGCAGAAAUACACUUAAAUCAUGACCCAGCGUCGCGUAUGUUGUUGGUAAAGUAGUACGGUCGCUAUAUUUGAGUAGUUUUGACAUAAACCUUAUCAUAAUUUUACUCGCUCACACUCAUUAGCACUGCAGGAGCCUUAUAGUAGAAACACUAUAAGGACUCGUCUGUGAGAAUGCUACCCAGGUGGUUAUAGAGGAACUAUAGUGUGUCUCCUCCACUAGCCGUAGAAUAGACGGAUUGGAUGAGGCUCAACAUGCGUCGCGUGUCGUAGAUUAGUGUGCCGGGGACAUUCGCAUCUCAAGUCGUCCAUUGCUUUGCACAUUUGAAAUGACAAUAGAAUUUAAACAUUAUCUUUAAGCAGGGUAAACGUAUGAAAUUGUUUCAGUGACUUAGUGAACAGCUGUAAUGGGAAUGUAUUUGAACAAUCUGGUAAUUCUUGCCAUGUGUGUGAUUCUUGGGAAGAUGGAAAUAAAUUGGUGCCUAAUAUUUUGUUUAUUUGUUUGUGUGCACAUGCUAUGUGUGAGUAAUUUCACAUUAUAACGAAAAAAUGUGUUAAUUGUGUCCGAUAGAUGGAUCACUAAUCUAUAUAAAUAAAUAUGGCUCUCAUAUCGCGUAACUAACAUUGUAAAUAACGUGUGUAACUGACUAUAAGACUGGUCAGUUUUCUUUGGUGGGCUGUUCGGUAUUGUUUCAGAGCUAUUAAUAUAUACUAGUCGGCACUUAUUUAACAAUGUUUGUUGCGUCGUAUAAAACGCACGAGCGCACUAUUAUUACUUGUAAUUUAUUCAAAUACAAAUAUGACGCUUGUGUUAGUUGUCAAUUCAUUCAGGCACUGUCAUGAACGCACGUCGUUCAUUAAUGUUCGGCAAAUUCAUUAUGAUUAUUAGUGUUAUUUACUCACUCACAAGUUAUGUUCACAUAAAUAGAUAUAUAUUUCUGUAUUGUUGUAAUUAAUAAUAUAUAUAUAUAUAUAUAUAUGUUUAUAUUAUAUAUAUAUAUAUAUAUGUACAUUUAUAUAUAUAUAUUGCACGUGUGGCAUUGUUUUCUGAAAUUGGAUUGCCCCAUUAGUAUUAAGGUAGUUUUAAUUAAUCCGGGGCAUACCUAGGGGGAACGGAAAAGUAGGGUACCUAAGUAAAGCUAUCUGGCAAUGUUUUACUGUAUCAAUAAUAAAUCGAAAAUCGUAAGUUUUUUAUGAAAAGAUAAAAUUAUUUGACUGUUUUUUUUUUCACAUGCAUGUGUGUUGUAAAAUCGUGCCUAUUAAGAGGAUGAGCAGUCGGUAUGAGGGUGUUGGUUGUAAGUCCCAUUGUCUGAUAUCUACUGUUUCUGUUCCCUCUUCUGUAAAUUGGAUACACCCAUAUUUAUUAUUAUUAUUAUAUACUUAGAUUAUACCUGUGUUGCCAGUAUAACAAAACGUUCCCAUUUUAAGUAGAUGCCUUUAAAUGUUGAUAUCUCUCAGCCAGUGAUCGAUAACGUAUAACGAAAAGAAAUAACUAAUUUUUUAAUACGCUAUGUAUCUCUUAGCAAAUAACGGCCGAUAGACGAUAGAAAGUCGAUAAUAUACGAAAAAAUAGUUUUAAAAAGUAUGUAUUAAACUGUAUACAGAUUAAAGGGAAAAAAUUUAUUGAGCCAGCACAGAGAAGUGGCGGUUGGGAUGGGUCUGCGCAAAUUAUCACCGGAAGUUGACCACCAAGGGCAAGUCUGCUAUUACAAUAGCGAUCCCAGAUCAGCUUUGCCACAGUGUGACUUGGAGCAAAGCUGAUCUUAGAGGGCACCAAAAGAGGUCCCGGCCAAGACCACUUAAUAAAAAUGGUAUGAUAAAUAGGGCGAAUGCACGAUUCUAAGAUAUGGCGUUUGACAUCUCAUUUAUAGGUUCGAUGCCUCCCCUGUCGGGAUAAAUUCACAGUAUGAUCUUCAUUGCUUAUGGUGCCAUGGUCACCAUUGCAAGAGUUAAUAAUACGGGCGCAAUGUUACCUGUUUAUAGGUUUUAACAGUGUAACUUCAGUCUUGUUCUACAGCAACAUAACGUGAAAGAUGGUACCCGUACGUGGUUGGCGUCCAAUCAACUCAAAAAAUGUCGCCGCCCAUAAAGUGUAGUCUACAUUUUUUUUCUUUAAUCUGUGUCAUAUUAGUGAACUUGAGCCUUUUUAUUUUAAUUCAAUGUAGUCUUCAUUGUAAUUGAAAACUAUGAUUGAUGUAUUCAAUUACCAUUUACGUUGUAUUAUUUUCAUUUAAUGUGUGAUUAUUGUUUUAUGAAUAUUGACUAAAUAUUGCAAUUGUAUACAUUAUUUUUCAGUAAGUAAUUAUUCAAAAUGAAUAUUUUGAUGUAAUGUAAAAACUAGCUCUAGGAACAUAAAGGUUAGACUACGGUAAGUACAUAUGACACAUAUUUGGUUUGCUUCAAUCUUUAUUUAUGUUCAUGCUUUUAUUCCAUACGGAACUUAAUUUUCAUACGAUGAGCAUAUAAUAGGAGAUCUCCCAUAUCGUUUAUUUUUAUGUCAGACUUAAUUUAAUCAUCAGAAAUUGUUUUUGCUACUUUUAUAAAUUCUUUCUUUUUAUAAAUUCAAGAACAAAAUUGAUAUCCAAAACAGUUGUAAGUUAGAAACCUUCUGGUCACACUUUUUAAACAGCAAACAGCUUUUAAUAAGAAUGACGUUCAACAUAAUAUUAUUUCAACAUAUUCAUACUAAUAUUAGGUCACAUAUUAUGUUGCAUACAACUUUUUAUUAAGUGAAAAAUUUUAAAAUUAUUCUAACAGCAGAAAAAUACUCUCGAUUUAUUCCUAUUUAUGUCCUAUGUAGUAUUUUCGGAUUUUCAAAAUCCUUAAAUAAUUGUUUUAAUAGUAAAACAAUUGCAAUACUUAGAAAGAUAUUUUUAAUGUACGUUUCUAUCUACAUUGGUUUAUUUAAAUAAUAUAUAAGACUGUUCUCGGUUGCGCCUAGUGUUGAAUACUCAGGUUUGCGUUGUUUUGUGUUGUGUUUAGUUUGAUGAAUCAGUGGUCAUCCAGUAGGUUUAUUAGAAAACUUGUAUAGCUGCGAUGAGGCCAUAAUAUUUUAUAAUAUCAUUCUUAUUAAAUAAUAACCCCUCCAUUAUAACAUUCUACUAAAUCAAAAUGUAUACAUUCCCACUGUAUUGGUUUUGUGGUACAAAUUUUAUUGACUUUUGUGAUUUCCGAACUAAAAUAACCUUGACUGAUUUUUUUAAAUAAUUUUAUAUCCCAUUAUGAAUUAACAUUCAGGACAGAAAGAUUAUAAUAUGGAAUUUGGGAUAAUUUAUGCUUAUUGAAAUAAAUAAAAAGAGAUUAAUUGAAAUCAUAAUGCCAGCAAUAGUGUCGGAUUCAAAAUGUCGAAACAAUUUAAUCCGAUCUUGAAUCAGAUGAUCUGUGUUUUUUCUUAAUGGCAUCAAAUUACCCCUCAUUCGGGGUAUCGUUAAAUGUGCCUAUUUCAAUUGUUACAAAAUAUAUUGUUAUUGUGUGACGUGUUUUCGAAAGUUUGUUACUUUGUUGAAGAGUGUUUUCCCAGUAGAAGUGGGAAUAUUAAAGUUAGUUUAGUUACAGUUGUUGUUGGUUACUGAAUGAUUUAUUUGAUUUUUCAAUUAAAAAUAUAUAUAUAAUUAGUACCUAUUCUUCUUCGGAACUUAUCUUUUGCACUACCGUGUACUCUAUUAUGCAUCAUCAAACGUUCGAAAAGUGUCACAUUUCCGAUUCAUUUCAAUGGAAAAAAAAAAUUAUUACCAUAAUAAUGUCUUUAAUAGAAUGUACGAAUAUUCAUUUUAGUAUUGCUUUUUAUGAAACUUGACUUAUAUCUUGAGCAUUUAUUUAUUUUGAAAUGUAUUAUUAUUAAAAUCAUGAUGUAAUAUUGAUGAAUAAAGUUCAUACAACACAA
This is a messenger RNA of Pararge aegeria (speckled wood butterfly), 11306 nucleotides long. It is a transcript of the gene msps, whose product is annotated as protein mini spindles. The record is from RefSeq and is a predicted model, not a curated record. NCBI's taxonomy places the organism in Eukaryota, Metazoa, Arthropoda, Insecta, Lepidoptera, Nymphalidae. The coding region runs from base 245 to 6307 and encodes 2020 amino acids. Gene Ontology annotation, molecular function: microtubule plus end polymerase activity; microtubule plus-end binding. The transcript has 38 exons. Gene Ontology annotation, biological process: mitotic spindle organization; microtubule polymerization; establishment or maintenance of microtubule cytoskeleton polarity. Gene Ontology annotation, cellular component: spindle pole; centrosome; kinetochore.